GAAAAUGCAUAGGGAAGUACAGUAGGAUUGUCAAGAUGUGUAAUGAAUUUAAAGUGAGAUUAGAUGGCAAAGCUGAGGGUCCAUCUCCAGCAGUUACCAAUUGCUCCAGUGCCUUGUUGAGUUAGGUAUAGCUUGUUCUAUCCUGGGCUGUGCUCUGAAAGUAUAAUGAAAUGAUCUUAAAAUAAAUUUAAGGGGGCUGUUUACUGUGAUAUAACAGGAGGAUGUGGGAUGUACUUAAGUAGCAUCAUUCUUAAAGUGCAAACAAUUGCAUUGGUCAUAAAAUCCAAUCCAGACACCUCCAUAUGAUUUAGAGAUAAGGAAGGGUAAAAGGAAAUGCUCAUGUAAAUUUACCUUUUCCACAGAUGAAUCAUCAGGUAAAACCACCACAAGAUAAUCUAACCAAAGUGAUGGAAUUUGUUCUCUUGGGCUUUGCUGACAUGCCCCAUCUCCAGUGGUUUCUUUUUGGAUUGUUUUUAAUCAUCUAUAUCAUUAUCCUGAUGAGUAAUGGCACCAUAUUUCUCAUAACAAAAAUGGAUCCUGCUCUCCAGAGCCCUAUGUAUUUUUUCCUGGCAAAUUUUUCCUUCUUGGAAAUCUGCUAUGUAUCAACUACUUUCCCCAGAAUGCUGAUGAAUCUAGGAACCCAGAGAAGAAGAAUUUCCUUAGUUGCCUGUGCUACACAGAUGUACUUUUUCUUCACGUUCGGAAGCACAGAGUGUUUGCUCCUGGCAGUGAUGGCCUAUGACCGCUUUGUGGCCAUUUGUAACCCUCUGCACUAUCCUCUAGUCAUGAACCACAGGGUCUGUAUCCAGUUGGUGACUGGCUCCUGGGCCACUGGAAUCCCAGUUCAGAUAGGGCAGACGUAUCAGAUUUUCUCUCUGCCUUUUUGUGGAUCUAAACAAAUUAACCACUUCUUCUGUGAUAUUCCCCAAAUACUCAAGCUGGCUUGUGGGGACACCUUUGUAAAUGAGAUGUUGGUCUACAUACUUUCUGUGUUAUUUGUCAUGGUUCCCUUUCUGUUGAUACUGGGCUCCUACAGUAAAAUCAUCUCCAUCAUCCUGAAGUUACCAUCGGCCACAAGUCAAGCCAAAGCCUUCUCCACCUGCUCAUCUCAUCUUAUGGUUGUGAUGUUAUUCUUUGGAUCAGGUAUUAUUGCCUACUUAAGACCCAAUACUAGACACUCAGAGGGAAAUGACAAAGUGCUAUCUCUUUUCUACACUAUCCUAACUCCUGUGUUUAAUCCCAUGAUAUAUAGUCUAAGAAAUAAGGAUGUCAAAAUAGCACUGAGAAAAUUGCUAUGUAAAUAAUUCACUAAAGAAUCAGGUAAUGUAUGAAAAUUCCUUUCUUCCAUAUUUUUAAUUAAAUUUCAACAGAUGUAUACUUUUAACCAUAACUUGUGUUAUGGUUUA
Molecule: messenger RNA, 1406 nt
Organism: Loxodonta africana (African savanna elephant)
Lineage: Eukaryota; Metazoa; Chordata; Mammalia; Proboscidea; Elephantidae
Product: olfactory receptor 10AG1-like
Exons: 1
Coding region: 363-1304 (313 amino acids)
Biological process (GO): detection of chemical stimulus involved in sensory perception of smell; G protein-coupled receptor signaling pathway
Cellular component (GO): plasma membrane
Molecular function (GO): olfactory receptor activity; G protein-coupled receptor activity
Source: RefSeq, a predicted model, not a curated record